AUGUGUUCUUCACCUUCGCUAUGUACUCCAAACUUCACAUUUCCCAAUAAUUCAUCAUCUACAAAUGGGAACGUAAAUGUAAAUGCCAAGACAAGUACAAAUAAUGGCAGUGUCUCCACCACUAAUAAGAAUGAAACUACCGAUUAUUUCUUUAGUCCUAAGAUAAAGCAUUCACUACCAUCAUCACAAGUUCAACCAUCAGUUCAACCACCAGUACAUCCACAAGCUCAACAUAAAUCAUAUAAUGAUUCUAUAUCAUCACUAUCUUCAAAUUUAUCAGAUUUAACUAUAUAUGAACAUGGUCAUACUUCAACAUCAAUUAAUUCUAAAGUAAGAACAGAUUCUUCAUUAAUUUCAACAGAUACUUUAGUAGAACCUCCAAGUAUAAAUUCAAAUUCUCAUACUAAUCCAUUCUUCAAUUCUUACAAACAUAAGUAUAAUACUUCAUUGUCUGCAAAUUCAGAUCGUCUGGCACAUUUGACUGGAUCUUUUCCCAUACCUACAAUUCAUCAAAUACCGAAAGCUACAUCAGCAAUAGAAUCAAAUUUUCCCUUUAAUAGUCGUAUUCGAUCUGUAAGUGCAACAAAUCCAAUUUUCACUUUAAAAAAGCAAAUUACUUUACCAGCUUUAUCUUUAGAUACUACUAAUGAUGCUUUUGAUUCCAUAGUUAAAAAUGAACAACUAAAACGUUUGAAUUAUUUACCUACUCAAAAUUUCAAACCUCUGAUUGAAAAUUUAUUACCAACUAGAAUAAAUUAUCAUACUCUAGAAUUAAUAUCUCAACAAAUUCAAUUGGAUUCAUUAAAUAAUAAUAAUAAUAACAAUAAUACUACUGGUGGUGGUUCUAAUAAUUUAAUUGUUGAUAUUCGUCCCUUUACUGAUUUUGUUAAAUCUCAUAUAACUGGAGCUUUAAACAUAUGUCUUCCAUCAACUUUACUUAAACGAGCUAAUUUUACCCUUACAAGAUGUAUUAAUUCUUUACCAGAUUAUGAAAAAUCUCGAUUUAAUGAUUUUAUUAAUGAUCCAAAUGGUGGAGUAUUAAUAGUUUAUGAUUCUGUUAAUAAUUCAUCAAAUUUAUUUCAUUUCCUUAAUAAAUUUGUUACUAGUCCUACAUUUAUUGCUAAUAUUAAAGAUAAUGUAUAUUUAUUAGAUUCAAAUUUUAAUCAAUUUCAAAUUAAUUAUCCUGAAUUAAUUGAAUCUGGAUCAGAAUUAUCAACAGUAAAUUCACCUCCUUCAAAUUUAAAUAAUUAUUUACCACCAAUUAUUGUUACUGAAAGAUCAAGAUCUCAAUCUUUAGCUGAAUUUUCUUCUUAUCAUCGAUCAUCAGGUAUAACUCCAACUAAUGAAUAUCUGAAUAGUACUACUUUAUCAACUCCAAAUCCUUAUAAUUCUUCAAUUACUGCUAGUACUCCUAUUUUAGCUACUAAUUUUUCAUUACCUAAGCUUAAAACUAAUUUUAAAAUUAGACAUAAUGAAGAAUUACUUUCAAGUACUGAUAGUUAUAAUUUAAGUGAUCGGGGAAGUGGGAAUGGUAAUAAUAAUAAUCCAUUUGAAGUGUCUAAAACUCUUCAAACCAAUCAUAAUAAUCUUUUUAAAUUAUCAAAUAUUCCUAGUGAUAAAUCUAAAUUACCCGAUUGGUUAAAAACCAGUGUUUUAGAUGAAAAUAUGAUUGAAUCUACUAGGAAAAUAAAUGAAGAUUUCUCAAGUUUAGAAAGAUUUGAACAAAGAAGAUUACUUCAUGCUUUAUCAUUAAAUAAACCAUUAUCUUCUACAUCAUCAAGUUCUACUAAAAGUACAAUUGGACCUAAUGAUUUAGGUUUAAGUCCAUUAGAUGAGCAAGAUGAUAUUCCUCCAACUAUUAGUUGUGGAAUUGAAUAUGGUCAUAAGAAUAGAUAUAAGGAUAUAUUCUUAUAUGAACAUUCAAGAGUUAAAUUAAAGGCUAGUCAAAGUCCAUGUAUUGAAGAUUAUAUUAAUGCUUCAUAUUUAAAUCCUCUUGGUAAUAUUGAUGAAGCAUUAUCAAUUUCAUCAUCAUCACCAACUAAAGAAUCAUUGAGUGAAUUAGAUUUAACACAAUUAAAAUAUAUUGCAACUCAAGGACCUCUUGAAGAAACAAUGGGAGAUUUUUGGAAAUGUAUUAUUAAUCAAAAUGUUCCAUUAAUUCUUUCACUUACUGAUGAAGUUGAAAAUGGGUUAUUAAAGUGUUCACCAUUUUGGAAAAGUGGAGUAUAUAUUAGUGAUAAAGAUACAAUUAAUGUUAAACUUGAAGAAGAAUUUACAUUUCUGUCAUAUCUUAUAAUUAGAAGUUUUCAAAUUUCCAUGAAUACUAAUAAAGAUGAAACAAGACAUCAUUAUGUUUUACAAGUUCAUGUUUUAAAUUGGCCAGAUAUGGGGACAAUGCUUGCACCACUUGAUUUAAUUCAAGUAAUUAAAUUAAAGCAUUAUGUAUUAUCAUCAAUAAAUUUAACAAGAGUAUCAUAUCCUACAGCAAUUCAUUGUUCAGCAGGAUGUGGUAGAACAGGUACACUUUGUACAAUAGAUACAAUGAUUAAACUUUUAAAUAUUAAUAAUGAUGGUUAUAAUUUAAAGUAUGAUCCAGUUUAUGCAAUAGUUAAUAAUUUCCGUAAACAAAGAAUAUCAAUGGUACAAAAUUUAAGACAAUAUUAUUUAAUUUAUGAAGUAUUAUUAAAUUUCGUAUCAGAAGAAGAUAUUAAUCAAAUUAAUUUAAGAAAUGAAUUAAUUCAUUUACCAAUUAUAUCAGAUUUUAUUAGAGAAUUUAAUAAUUCUCAAUUAAUUCAAUAA
Molecule: messenger RNA, 2799 nt
Organism: Scheffersomyces amazonensis
Lineage: Eukaryota; Fungi; Ascomycota; Pichiomycetes; Serinales; Debaryomycetaceae
Gene: PTP3
Product: tyrosine protein phosphatase
Exons: 4
Coding region: 1-2799 (932 amino acids)
Biological process (GO): protein dephosphorylation
Molecular function (GO): protein tyrosine phosphatase activity
Source: RefSeq, a predicted model, not a curated record